Molecule: messenger RNA, 813 nt
Organism: Pieris macdunnoughi
Lineage: Eukaryota; Metazoa; Arthropoda; Insecta; Lepidoptera; Pieridae
Source: the annotation of a GenBank genome assembly
AUGGGCUCCCAUUUGGGGAAUGGAGAAUUAGGAUUUGAUUCAAUUAAAGUGAACGAAGAUAUGCAACAACAGAUAAUAAAAGAGACAUUUCAACUGGUCUCAAAGAGAGAUGACAAUGUCUGCAAUUUCUUAGAGGGUGGAAGUCUUAUCGGGGGUUCAGACUACAAAUUAAUAUACAGACACUAUGCCACUCUGUAUUUUGUGUUCUGUGUUGACUCGUCGGAGAGUGAACUCGGCAUUUUAGAUUUGAUUCAGGUUUUCGUCGAAACGUUGGACAAAUGUUUUGAAAAUGUUUGCGAGUUGGAUUUGAUAUUUCACGCUGACGCCGCCCAUCAGGUGUUGGAUGAACUGGUUAUGGGCGGAAUGGUGUUACAGACGAACAUGGCGGAUAUAUUGUGCAGAUUGCAAGAGCAGAAUAAGAUGCAAAAGGCUGAGGCGGGAAUCUCGGCGGCACCGGCAAGGGCCGUGUCAGCUGUCAAAAGCAUGAAUUUACCACAACAGUUGAGGGAUAUGAAAUUGCCAGAUCUGCCCCAGGCCAUCAAGCAGGCGUAUCCUAACACGCCGGUUGCCAUAGCAACGAAUAUUUUAACAUCGAUCUACCAGCAAAACGACAAAUAUCAAAAUAUACAACAGGAUUUCAAAUUUUUCGGAUCGGAAACACUAAGUAACCGAUUUUCGGAGACGUUUUCCGAAAAUUAUCAACAGACGGAUGGACUAAAUUUUCCGAAUUAUGAAAGUAAUAACUUUGGGUAUCAAGACUUAAAAGGGGGUGCUUAUGAGAAGAAAAAGAAGAAGAAGAAAAGUAAACGUUAA